Molecule: messenger RNA, 2719 nt
Organism: Pteronotus mesoamericanus
Lineage: Eukaryota; Metazoa; Chordata; Mammalia; Chiroptera; Mormoopidae
Gene: TSNAX
Product: translin associated factor X
Exons: 6
Coding region: 198-1070 (290 amino acids)
Cellular component (GO): nucleus; cytoplasm
Molecular function (GO): RNA binding; RNA endonuclease activity; sequence-specific DNA binding
Source: RefSeq, a predicted model, not a curated record
CGAGGCUGGGACGCAGGCCGGAAGUGUGCGAGACCCAAGGCAGAGGCUUGAGUGGCUGGGGGCGCGCGCUUCCGGCCCGUGCGCUGUCGUCAGCGGAUGCAAAGGGCUCCUCGGCAGACUCUCCCGCCUUCGCCUUACGUGCUCCCCCAACUCGGAGGCGCUCAGUUUGGGCUCAUCUCACCGUAGGCCGUGACGCCAUGAGCAACAAAGAAGGAUCAGGAGGGUUCAGGAAAAGGAAGCAUGACAAUUUCCCACAUAACCAGCGAAGAGAAGGGAAGGAUGUUAAUUCAUCUUCACCUGUGAUGUUGGCCUUCAAAUCAUUUCAGCAGGAACUUGAUGCAAGACAUGAUAAAUAUGAGAGACUUGUAAAACUUAGUCGGGAUAUAACUGUAGAAAGUAAAAGGACAAUUUUUCUGCUCCAUAGGAUUACAAGCGCUCCUGAUAUGGAAGAUAUAUUGACCGAAUCAGAGAUUAAAUUGGAAGGUGUCAGACAAAAGAUACUGCAGGUGGCGCAGGAGCUCUCAGGAGAAGACAUGCAUCAGUUCCACAGAGCUAUUACUACAGGACUACAGGAAUAUGUGGAAGCUGUCUCUUUUCAACACUUUAUCAAAACACGAUCACUUAUCAGUAUGGAUGAAAUUAAUAAACAGUUGAUAUUUACAACAGAAGACAGUGGGAAAGAAAAUAAGACCCCCUCAGCUGAUGUGGAGGAGAAGCAGUUUGAUUCAUGGGAACUGAAGAUCACGCCUGUCGAUUACCUCCUGGGAGUGGCCGAUUUAACGGGGGAGUUGAUGCGGAUGUGUAUCAACAGUGUGGGGAACGGGGACAUUGACACCCCCUUUGAAGUGAGCCAGUUUUUACGGCAGGUUUAUGACGGCUUUUCAUUCAUCGGCAAUACUGGACCGUACGAGGUUUCUAAGAAGCUGUAUACCUUGAAGCAGAGUCUGGCCAAAGUGGAGAAUGCUUGUUAUGCCUUGAAAGUUAGAGGUUCAGAAAUUCCGAAACAUAUGCUGGCGGAUGUCUUUUCAGUUAAAACAGAAAUGAUUGAUCAAGAAGAGGGCAUUUCUUAGAAUAGCCUUUCUCAGUUAUUAUUCUCCUAAGAGAGACCAGUUUGUAAGACUGUUAUUUAGUAUUUUAUUUGAUUUUACUGUGGCUUUUACAUAGAAAAAUUUCAGUUGUACUUGUUUUAAAUUAUAUACAAGCUGUACAUAAAAUUAUUGAAAUGAAUCAUUUUCUAUCUUACUCAUGAAAGUUUGCAUACAGAUGUUUGCAUAUAUGCCUAUUUGAACUUUUGCUGGCUAAAUUUCAUCACUUUGUGAUGUGAACAUGCUUCAGAGCACUUUCUGCCAUAUCUGUUUUAAUUGACUUUGUGUGAAUUUUUGCGUGGUAAUAAUUAGUGGAAGCCAUUUAUAAUUUAAGUUGGUGGUUUUGUUAUAUGUGAAAAGGUUUCUUAGUUACACAUCUGUGACUUGAGCUUUUCAUUUAAAUUUCUUGGUAAUAUUGUGUCAAGCCUCUAAAAUAGGCUUAUUCCAUAGAACAGAAUUAAACAUCACUAAGUUACCAAUAUACUUUAGUUUUAUGUGGCAUUGUGGUAAGAAUUCACAUUAUAAUCUGACUACUUUAGGUCAUUUUGAAUCCAUUGGAAACAGCCUUUCAGAAAAGUUGACAGAUAGCCAGAUGUUAGUUUCUACAUUUAACUUUUGUUCUUUAUCACAGAAAGUCUGACAGAGAAUUGGAGCUAAUACCGUAAUAUUUCCACUGAUGUUUGAAUUGAAUUAUAUACUUGUACAUACAACUGAAAAGCUUUUAGUAAUGAUUACUUAGCAACUUUUUUGUUGUGUUAUAGUAACACUAGGCAUGUUUAGAGACUUUCCUAUUCUAGCAUCUAUAAGAAAUUACAUUUAAUUAUAAUGAAGUUUUGAAAUUUUUGAAAUACUAAGGUAAUCAAACCUUUAUAGUUGUCCAGUUGUGUUCAAUGAUAGUAUAAAAAGUUGCCAAAGAAAAUUUAUCCUGUACAAUUCAGCAAUAAGACAAUUGUCAACACAGUUGGGAAUAACAGUGGUAGUCUCUAGUUACAUUUAGGAUUGGAAUUUGCCUACUGAAAUUAGUUAUAGAUUAUUCCCUGUGAUGUGAAACUGACUUGAGCAGACAUUUCCAUUUGAUUUUAGGAGUUUUGAGAAUCUCCAUACUGGAUUUUAUUUUUGGAAAUAUUAGUUACUCUUUUUAAGGGCCAAUUCUUUGAAAAUGUAAUUUUCCCCAAAACAUUACUUGAAGGGGGAGGGAAAAAAACCCCAUAGGCAUACCUAAUAAAUUAGGUUGGUUGGUGAGUUUUGGUGGCGGUGAGUUUUUUUGGUUUCCCUAUUCAAAGAUAUAUCACUGAAAUGUAGUCUCAUUACAUAUUUAUGUUUCCUCUGCCAUUUGAUGUUAAAUUUAUGUUAAAAGUAAAAUAAAAUGCUGGCACCACCUAUUCAAAUUCUAAAGUCUGAAAUUAUAAUUACAGUAUUUUUAAAAUUGUGCUCGGUGUAUACAAGCAAGCUGUUUUCACCCAAUGCACAGGAUGUUAGCUUUUGUAAUAUAAACAUACAUGUUAGAAAAGUAUAUAUUAUCUGCCUUAUUAAAUAUUCCUUGAAAAACAAAAAAAAGUAAAAUAAUAAUGGAUUGAUGACUAUCUUACAGAUGCUUAAAACUGAAGUCUUUGAAUAAAAUACUAAAACAUAAA